Kwoniella shivajii is the source of this 642-nucleotide messenger RNA. RefSeq lists its product as uncharacterized. The transcript is spliced from 4 exons. NCBI's taxonomy places the organism in Eukaryota, Fungi, Basidiomycota, Tremellomycetes, Tremellales, Cryptococcaceae. The coding region runs from base 1 to 642 and encodes 213 amino acids. The record is from RefSeq and is a predicted model, not a curated record.
AUGCACAUCGCGUCUUCAACUGUGUUCUCAGCUUUGCUCCUGGCUUCAAAUGUAUUAGCUCAAAGAUUCACUACCACGUAUACUUGGGCUCAAGGUGACACUGUCGUUAUUUCAACUGGUACAGAUGCGUUAGGAGACGCUACGACUCGAGUUAUAAGUACUAUCACUGGAGCCGCUGGAAUCACCACCGCUUUGACUGCUACGACCGCUUUAACUACUACUGCCGCGGAUGACGAUGACGAUACACCUACUACCACUAAAACGUCGACUACCAAGACAGCGACCACUACACAACGAGUAGUAGGUAACACACCAACAACCACGGGUAAACCAAUGCGGACCACUACUUACUGGCUUGACCCUGGAGAUGGUGUGUACACCGAUUACACUUGGACAGCGCCUACCACUGCUUUACCUACUGUAGCUACAGCCAACGUAGCGGAAGGUACAAUUCAAGAUUAUCAAGCUUACCAAUCCGCCAUCAACUCUGUCGUACUUCAAUCAGCUGAAGCGGCAGUGGCUAACGCAUCUACAGGUGGCGCCUCAAGACGACAAGCAAUGGGUGUCGAAGGUGCCGUAGGAGGCUGGAUGACCAUGGUUUUAGGUGUCAUCGGAGCAGGUGUCGGUUUAUUGAUACUUUAA